AUGACCUAUGGUCACUUCAGCCUUCUGGUCGUGGGUAUACUAGCGAUCAGCCUCGUCUCGCAAUAUUUCCAUGGAGGACUGAACAAAUACCCCGGCCCAUUCAUCGCCAAUUUCACCCAUCUCUGGCGGUUCCACGAUGUUCUUCGUCGCCGGCCAGACAUCACGCAUCUCCGUUUGCACCGGAAAUUCGGCGAUAUAGUGCGUCUGGGCCCAAAUGUCCUGUCCUUCGCAGACCCAAACGCACUCAAGGCGAUCUAUGGACUGAACAAAGGAAUGUCCGACUUCUAUCCCGUGCAGAUGUCCACCUCCAAAGGCGAGCCCCUUCCGUCCCUCUUCUCCGCCACGGACGAGAAGUUCCAUGCCAAUCUGAGACGCAGCGUCAACAAUGCGUUUUCUAUGACCUCUUUGGUUCAGUAUGAGCCCAUGAUCAAUGAUACCACUCAGGUGUUCCUGGACCAGACCGAGAGGUUAUUUGCUGCCGAGGACAAGCCAUGUGAUUUUGCACGCUGGCUGCAGUUCUUUGCUUUCGAUGUCAUUGGCAGCAUCACGUACAGCAAGCGACAUGGCUUUAUUGACAAGAACGAGGAUGUCGAUGAUAUCGUCGCCCAGCUUGCGCGCAUUUUUGACUACGCUGGUCCGAUUGGUCAAAUGCCGUGGCUGGACAAGCUCCUCUGGAAAAACCCGCUUCUGGACUGGCUGUCUAAAUGGGGACUCCUCGACAAUUCCUUCGCGGUGGCCAUCUUUGCAAGGGCCCGAAUGCAGGAGCGGUUCCGCGAGGCCACCCCUAUCCAUGGGGCUGGCGGUUCACGCGAAGACCUAUUAACAAUGUUUAUGAAGACGCAAAAGACAAAGCCGGACGUCAUGACCGAAAAACGGGUACUGACCAUGGCAGUCUCGAUGGCCUUUGCCGGGUCCGAGACGACGGCGAUCAGUCUAGCCGCCGUAUUCUACUUCUUACUCAAGCAACCAAGCUGUCUGCAGCGGCUGCGCAACGAAAUAGACGAGGCUAUUCGCGCUGGCAAACUCACGGACCAUGCCUCGGGUGUUGUUUCGUGGACAGAGUCGCAGAAUCUGCCCUAUCUGGACGCCUGCAUCAAAGAAGCGUUCCGCAUGCACCCGGCCGCUGGCCUCCCCCUUGAACGAGUCGUCCCUCCCCAGGGCAUGGAUAUCUGCGGUGACUGGAUCCCCGGCAAUACGAUUGUCGGCUGCAGCGCGUGGGUGAUUCACCGGCAGGAAUCUGUGUUCGGGGAUGAUGUCGACACGUUUCGUCCGGAGCGAUGGCUCGACGCGGAUCCUGAACGGCUGAAGCUUAUGAACUCGGCUAUGUUUCAGUUCGGGGCUGGGUCUCGCACAUGUAUUGGGAAGAAUAUUAGUCUGAUGGAGAUCUAUAAGCUGGUUCCCAGUUUUUUGAGACGCUUUGAUGUGAGUUUAUUCAUUGAUUUGGACUGGGACCGGUCCUGGUUCUCGUGGGGGCACUGUUGA
Messenger RNA from Penicillium alfredii, 1482 nucleotides. RefSeq names its product cytochrome P450. The record is from RefSeq and is a predicted model, not a curated record. NCBI's taxonomy places the organism in Eukaryota, Fungi, Ascomycota, Eurotiomycetes, Eurotiales, Aspergillaceae. The transcript has 3 exons. Gene Ontology annotation, molecular function: iron ion binding; monooxygenase activity; heme binding. The coding region runs from base 1 to 1482 and encodes 493 amino acids.